This is a messenger RNA of Boleophthalmus pectinirostris (great blue-spotted mudskipper), 1648 nucleotides long. RefSeq names its product ADP-ribosylation factor-like protein 4C. The transcript has a single exon. The coding region runs from base 538 to 1107 and encodes 189 amino acids. Gene Ontology annotation, molecular function: GTPase activity; GTP binding. Gene Ontology annotation, cellular component: cytoplasm. Lineage: Eukaryota; Metazoa; Chordata; Actinopteri; Gobiiformes; Gobiidae. Gene Ontology annotation, biological process: intracellular protein transport; endocytic recycling. The record is from RefSeq and is a predicted model, not a curated record.
CGUGCAUACCGGAGGACACCAGCAGCCAGGCCGAGCGUCCGAACACUGCCGCGCACUGCCUGGCUUCAGCCUCACGCUCCCCCGCUCCCCGGCCUCAGCACUGCGGAGGAUGCGCUCGGAGCGCGGCACGGAGCGGCUGCGUUCAUGUGGUAGUGUUUAACCGCGCGGGGGGAGCCGUGCCCGUGUGUCCUGAGCGCGCCUGUGAGGGGAAUACUAAUGAAGCGCAGUGCUCGCAUUCCUCCAGGGCCCGUCCCGUAAACGCGCUCCGAGCCGCGGCUGUGCGUGUGGCCAGUAGGAGCACAGAAGAGCCGCUGACACAGGACUUCAGCCCCGAGUGUGACGGACGAGUUUUGGACUUUAGGUUUGGAGCGGAGUUGGAAGCUGUUGUUGUGAGCACUUCUCAGGGAACUCACUUCAGCCAGAGGAACAAGUCUGUGCUCUUCAAUCUGAGGACGACAGAAGUUGUCAUUGUUCUUCGGUGUUCUUCACUGUGAGGAGCUUCAGGACUUGGAUCUGCAGUGUGCUGAGCUUGAGGAGAUGGGCAGCAGCCUCUCAUCCUUUCAGUCCCUGCACAUUGUGCUGCUGGGGCUGGACUCUGCGGGGAAGACCACAGUGCUCUACAGGCUCAAGCUCAAUGAGUUUGUGAACACGGUGCCCACCAUCGGCUUCAACAGCGAGAAGAUCCGCCUGAGCUCCGCCAAAGGUCUGAGCGUCCACCUGUGGGACGUGGGCGGUCAGGAGAAGCUCAGGCCCCUGUGGAAGUCCUACAGCCGAGGAGCAGACGGGAUCAUAUAUGUGGUGGACUCUGUGGACGUGGAGCGGCUGGAGGAGGCGCGCGCUGAGCUCCAUAAGGUUACCAAGCUGAGCGAGAACCAGGGAGCUCCUCUCCUGGUCAUCGCCAACAAGCAGGACCUGCCCCGCAGCCUGACGGUCAGAGACAUGGAGAGACAGCUGGCCCUCCACGAGCUUCACCCACACACCUCCUACCACGUUCAGCCCGCCUGCGCCAUCAUCGGAGACGGUCUGCACGAAGGCCUUGAGCAACUCUACCACAUGAUCCUCAAGAGGAGGAGGAGCCAGCGCGGAGGCAGCACCAAGAGGAAGUGACCCAGGGACCACACUCUGGACCCAGUUCCUGGGACUUAAUACACUAUUGUCCUCUGAGGACACCUGUGGGAACUGUAAGGACAUGUGCACUCUGUCCUUCUUUGAAUAAUGGACAUGUGCUCUAGUGCACAGCACUGGACCUGCUGACCUUCUGUCCACUGAGGACACCGGUGUGGACAUGUGAACUGUGCUUCUCUGAAUAGUAGACAUGGACAUGUCCCUGUGCUUGUGACCUACACAAAUGCUCUGACCUUGUGCUGCUGCUGAGGCUGGACCUCAGUCUGUGUACUGUGUACACAUCUACACACACUACACACUCCAAAUGUCCUCUGUCCACACCUCUCUCCUGUCUCUCUCCUCUGUCCCUGUCUCUGUCCUUCUGUCCCCUGCCCUGUAUCCUGUCCUUCUGCUCUCUGUUUCAGACUCUGUCCCCUCUCUCUCGCCCAUGUCCCCGUCCUGUCGUCUGAGACGUCUGGAGUAGUCUCACACUGUUAGCAUUGAGCCUUAAAGUAUUUGGUGUAAAUAAAGUGUGUGCUGCGUC